GCCCCGAGCCGGGACGGUGGACGGGAGGAGCCCGGGCUCGCCCCUCCUUUGCCGGGGCCGCCCCUCCCCUCCGCGGGCUGGAAGAGGGCGGGGCGCGGCCCUCGGGUCAGUCUCUGCCUCCGGCACCGGCCGCGCAGCUGUAGGCGGCCGAGCGGAAGCCCCAGCCAUGGCUGCCAUCCGAAAGAAGCUGGUGAUCGUCGGGGAUGGGGCCUGCGGGAAGACCUGCCUCCUCAUCGUCUUCAGCAAGGACCAGUUCCCCGAGGUCUACGUCCCGACUGUCUUUGAGAACUACAUCGCGGACAUAGAGGUGGACGGCAAGCAGGUGGAGCUGGCCCUGUGGGACACAGCGGGGCAGGAAGACUAUGAUCGCCUCCGGCCUCUCUCCUACCCGGACACCGACGUCAUCCUCAUGUGCUUCUCCAUCGACAGCCCGGACAGCCUGGAGAACAUUCCUGAGAAGUGGACUCCGGAGGUGAAGCACUUCUGCCCCAAUGUGCCCAUCAUCCUCGUGGGCAAUAAGAAGGACCUGAGGCAGGACGAGCACACCCGGAGGGAGCUGGCCAAGAUGAAGCAGGAGCCCGUUCGGUCGGAGGAAGGCCGGGACAUGGCCAACAGGAUCAGUGCCUUUGGCUACCUCGAGUGCUCAGCCAAGACCAAGGAGGGGGUGCGGGAGGUCUUCGAGAUGGCCACUCGGGCUGGCCUCCAGGUCCGCAAGAAUAAGCGCCGGAGGGGCUGCCCCAUUCUCUGAAACCUUCCCUCCUCCCACACCUCAAGUCCCUCCACAGGGGUGCACAACCCCUCCCCCCCCAGCUCCCACCCUCUUAGGGCUCCGUGCUGAAGGCCCCCUGUUCCGGUUCCCGCUAGCCCAGGACUGCAUCCGUGUCCCAAGGCCCCAGCCCUGGUGGUGGCAGGCCCUCCCCCCGCCCCUCCCAGCACCCUGGGUGCCUAGGGCCACGUCCGGCCCUACCAGAGCAGAGUUCUGCUGCUGCCUGGGUCCAGGGGUGGGGAUCAGGGUGGGGCUCUUGAUCCCUCUGGCCUUUCCCAGAGGAUCAUAACAACACACCAGCACUUUAUGCACUUCUGGCACACAGAAGCAGAAGCCAGUCUGGGGUAGGGGGCUUGGAGGGUGGGGCCCUGGGCCCCUGCUGUCUCUGCUUUGGGCAGGGGCCUGGUCUCUGGGUGUAUGCGGUGGGAGGCAUGAAUAAAAAGGCCACAGGCUUCAACGAGUA
This is a messenger RNA of Phyllostomus hastatus (greater spear-nosed bat), 1229 nucleotides long. It is a transcript of the gene RHOC, whose product is annotated as ras homolog family member C. The record is from RefSeq and is a predicted model, not a curated record. The coding region runs from base 167 to 748 and encodes 193 amino acids. Lineage: Eukaryota; Metazoa; Chordata; Mammalia; Chiroptera; Phyllostomidae. The transcript is spliced from 5 exons. Gene Ontology annotation, cellular component: neuron projection. Gene Ontology annotation, biological process: small GTPase-mediated signal transduction. Gene Ontology annotation, molecular function: GTPase activity; GTP binding.